Guillardia theta CCMP2712 is the source of this 1155-nucleotide messenger RNA. RefSeq lists its product as hypothetical. The transcript has 17 exons. The record is from RefSeq and is a predicted model, not a curated record. Lineage: Eukaryota; Cryptophyceae; Pyrenomonadales; Geminigeraceae. The coding region runs from base 1 to 1155 and encodes 384 amino acids.
AUGCAGCGAGAGCUGGUGGAAAGGAAACGAGAGCUCGCCCGAGUCAAGGACGCCUUCUUGUUGGAUGGAAAGAGAUCUGUUCAAAGCCUCUUGAAAGAUGCCAAGAAAUUUGAGAAAGCUAGCCGUCAAUUGGCAAAGGAGCGGGAAGAAGCGACGAGAAGCGAGAAAGAAUUCGAAAUCAAGGAGAGAUUCCAACAUAUCAAGGACUAUGACCCUGAGCUGCCGAGGCAUCAGAGGAGGCAUGAGACACAUACCAAAGUCCUCGUGGAGUUCCUGGGGGGGGUGAAAGAAGUGGAUGUUGCUGAUGCGGCGGCGGAGCUCGACGUGGAGAAGAUGAAGAGGAAGCUGGCUUCCAUGAAUACACAGGAACACGCGCGACAAAUAGAAGAACAGCUCGUGUUCAUUCGAGAAAUUAAUGAGCAGCUCCAGGAGAGCCGAUCCAAAAACAUGCAAUUAGAGGUCUUGGCUUCUGCGGAGUCUCUGAGGCUAGCGAGCGUCGGAACGAAGACAAGCCUACAAAAUCACAGAUUGAAAUUGAUCACGAGAACAUCUCCUCAUUGGCAGAUGAGCGAAUUCUUCGAGCUCGACAUAUUAGUCUGUCCAGUUUGCAGAAGUCCAGUGCAUAUGACAGCAACCCACGUUCCGCGGCGAGAGCAUUUGGCACAGGAACUGAAGAUAAGACAAGAGAAAGAGAUCUUGAGCCUUGAAAGCAGGAUAAAAGAUCUGGAGGAUAUAAAUCUCAAGACGAAUGAGCAAAUCAAGAAGAUGGAGGAUGAUGGUCGACUCAUCUGUAGCCAAGAUCUUCUUCAGAGCGUGCAUGACACCAAAGUGCUCUACGAGGAGGAGAUCGAGGCGCUCAGGUUGUCGAACAGACAUCUACAAGAGCAAGUCAAGGGAAUGGAAGUGCUUCGGGACUUACACGCGCAAGCCACCAGGGAGUUGAACUACACAAAGAGGACUCUUCGACUGCAUGACACGGUGGAGGUCGGACGCUGGUCGGUCAGCCCAGCAGCAGAUGUGAAGUGGCGCAACGUGGCAGGGGUGGAUCAACUGAAAGAAGCUCUCAAGGACUUAGAAAGAGAUGCUGCCAACCUCCGCUCCUUGAUCCGAGUUAGAGAGCGAGAAGAGAAGAACAAAUCGACGUCAUCAUGGUGA